AUGAUCCACCAGAGCGCCCCACCCCACCCACCUGUUCCACCUGUUCCACCCCACCUGUUCUGUUCCAGCCACCCACCCCACCCCACCCACCUGUUCCCUGUUCUGUUCCCUGUUCCCACUGUUCCACCCCACCUGUUCCUGUCCCUGUUCCCACCCCACCCCUGUUCCACUCCCCAGCCCCAGCUCCCACUCCACCUGUUCCCAGCUCCACCCACUCCCACCCAGCCCUGUUCCUGUUCCCUGUUCCAGCUCCCUGUUCAGCCCCAGCCCACUCCCAGCUCCUGUUCACCCCCACCUGUUCCACCACCAGCCCUGUUCUGUUCCUGUUCCCAGCCCCACCAGCCCACCCCUGUUCCCAGCCCCAGCCCCAGCCUGUUCCCACUGCCCCACCUCCCAGCUCCACCACCCUGUUCCCACCCAGUUCACCCACUCCAGUUCAGCCCCAGCCUGUUCAGCCCAGCCCCACCAGCCCCACUCCACCCCUGUCUGUUCCUGUUCCAGCCCCAGCCCACUGUUCCCACCAGCCUGUUCCACCUGUCUGUUCCUGUUCACCCACCUGUUCCAGCCCACCCUGUUCCACCUGUUCCCCUGUUCUGUUCCUGUUCCUGUUCCCACCCCACCCUCCAGCCCACCCACCCAGCCUGUUCCCAGCCCACCUGUUCCACUGUUCCAGCCCUGUUCCUGUUCCCAGCCCACUCCCACCCACCACUGUUCACCUCACCUGUUCUGUUCCCACUGUUCAGCCAGCCCUGUUCCACUCCAGCCAGCCCACUCCUGUUCCCACCCACCCCAGCCCAGCCAGCCUGUUCCACUCCAGCCCCAGCCCCAGCUCCCACCAGCCCUGUUCCAGCCCCACCCCUGUUCACCCCACCAGCUCCCAGCCCACUCCCACCUGUUCCCACUCCCCAGCUCCCACUCACCCCACCCAGCCCCAGCCCCAGCCUCAGCUCACUCACCCAGCUCAGCUCCCACCUCACUCAGCCCACUCAGCCUGUUCAGCCUCAGCCUCAGCUCAGCCCAGCUUAG
Messenger RNA from Armigeres subalbatus, 1026 nucleotides. RefSeq lists its product as uncharacterized. The record is from RefSeq and is a predicted model, not a curated record. The coding region runs from base 1 to 1026 and encodes 341 amino acids. The transcript is spliced from 2 exons. Lineage: Eukaryota; Metazoa; Arthropoda; Insecta; Diptera; Culicidae.